Messenger RNA from Betta splendens (Siamese fighting fish), 2511 nucleotides. It is a transcript of the gene etaa1a, whose product is annotated as ETAA1 activator of ATR kinase a. NCBI's taxonomy places the organism in Eukaryota, Metazoa, Chordata, Actinopteri, Anabantiformes, Osphronemidae. The transcript has 6 exons. The record is from RefSeq and is a predicted model, not a curated record. The coding region runs from base 142 to 2007 and encodes 621 amino acids.
GGCGGUAGUGCGCAACUUACAGGCCGCAAGCUGCCAUUAAACCAGAAGAAGAAGAAGAAAACUAAAACAUGGCGGGAUGUUCGAAUUCUCUGACUUUACAACCAAACAAACAGUAAACACUGGAUCCAGGAAUCAGAGAUAAUGACCCGUAGCCGCAGACAGUUCGUCCCACCGCCUGGUUCCGCAAGAUCUCCGCUGGACCAGCAGGUGUACCGGUCGAAACCGAACCGCCUGAGCAGAAGCUUCAGGCAGACCCAGGCCACAGCGGAGCUCGGUUCUCCACGGAGCCAGAAGUCAGGUUCAGAGACAAACCGCCCACAGACUGAUCUGUUGGUUCCUGUGUCUCUUCUUGGUCCAGACCUGAAGACCCCAACCAGAACCUCCAGGUCCGGAGCGGCUGCUGCCUUAAGUGAGUCUCCACACAACGACUCUGACUUCCAGCAGGACAUCGUCUGGGACGCGGGCUCACCUUUGCCUGGCAGACCUGGGAACAAAGGUAAAACAGCAGCAGCCGGAGUCGUGGACAUCUCCGAGAUCGUCAGCAAGAUCGCCCCAAAGCAUGGCCGACCCAGGGUUGCAGAACCAACUUUACAGCAGUGGAUCGGAGACAGCGCCACCAUCCCCUGCACUCCUGAUGUUCGAGUCCCCAAACCCAGGAAGAAAUCCCCCAGGUUGGCUGGAGUUGAUGAUCUGCUGAAGCUGGCCAAACAGUUUGACCUCAACAUGUUUCAUCGUGACGAGGAGGAUGCAGAUGACGUCCUGCUUAAGGAGCCCAGCAACCGGAACCGGCUUGCUGCAGCUUGUGGACCCGGAGCAGGUGUGCAGGUCAACUUGGAUCUACAUAUGGAAGACGAUUUGGAUUUCCUGUUUGAUGGACCGACUCAGCACGUGAGUGGAACCAUAAGCCAGGUGUCGGCGGCACAGCCUUCACCGUUAACACCUGCAGCGCCUGGGGACCCGUCCUCGCACGGCCCCGGUUCCGAAGACAUGUCAGCUGGCGACGACUGGGACGACGACGACUUGUUAAAUGACUCUUUGGUGAUUGAGAUGACACAGAAUCCCCAGAACUUUGUUGCACUGAAUCACUGCUCAACCCAGAACUCAGCCAGUAGCCUGACACCAGUACACAUUCGUGUCAGUGGAGGCGAGAAAUUUGACCAACCAGAGAAAAUCACGAGACAAAGAGCGAGUUUCAAACUGGAGCCUAAUCUGAAUUUCUCUUUCGGAAGGAAGGACACAUGGACGAGUACGAAUGUGGACUCGGAACCAGUGGAUAAGGACACUGGGCUGAGCUGGAUUUCAUCCAGUUUGGGUUUUUCCAUCAAGGCAAGAUCUCAGCAAAGGUGUCAGUUGAUGUCGGAACCACAGCUCCCACUGUUUAGUGGAGCAAGUUGUGGUUCCAGAUCUGCUGCUGCUGCUUCUGCGUCAAACACAGAACCAAUUCAGAGUUUUCCAAAAGAAGAUGGUGGCGCCACACCGUCCGUGUCCGACUUCCUGGAUGAGGACCUGGACUCGUUCUUCUCCACUGACCUGGUUUGGGAUGACCCGGCUGAUGACAGCCUGCUGUGUGAGGUGUGUGAAGACUUGGAGAACCAGACCCAGAGCAGAGAGUCCAUCAAAACGACUUUUCCUGAUGUUCAGGUGUCGAAGGAGAGAGCAGCUCUGCAACCGUCCAACAGAACCUGGAACAAGCAGACCCAGCAUCCUGCACCAGCUGGCAGUUCUGCCUCUGUCAGUGCAGGUGUUCACGUAAAAGAUUCCUUCAAAAGCUCACAAACAAAAAUCACUUCAGGAUCCAUAAUCAGCUCGAGCAGCAGGGUCCAAUCGGCCCUUGCAGCCUCCAAGAACCAGUUCAGCUUCAAAAAGCCCAACAACCCAGUUCCAGCAGUGACAAACAAAGUUCUGAGUAAAUGUUCUGCAGCCGAGAUCGAGCUGAAGAAGCAGCAGGCAAUGGAGAGACGGCGCCAGCGACUGAAGGCUGCUCAGAACCUCAGAGCAGCGACCUGACUUGUGGAGCAGAACCCAAUCCAGGUAUCGCCUCACCUGGCUGGAACUUAAAUUGUCCGGGUCAGCCCAAGCUCUGCUGGUCCUGGUUCUGAUCACAGUUUUUGAAAACUUUGAAUUAAGACAUCUUUAUAAAACCAGACAACUGGUGUUUAUUUGUGCAAUUCAUUCAUUGUCAAGUUAAGAUACUUCCUAUUCUGCCAGAUUCUGAUCAGUUCUGCCUUUAAAAUGUUCUGGUUGUGAAUCUCUGUAAAUGGGUCAUUGGAGGGUUUGUCAGAAUGUGCUUAGUGUGAAAGCUGGGAGCAAGAAACACGUGCCAGGUGGUGCCAGAACCAGAGGCAUGUGGCCUAACAGCAGGAAUCCUGCACGUGUCAGUGACGGGUCGACACCGGGGAGGCUCUGACCCGAUAUCACUUCUUUUGUUACGCUGGUUUUAGUGCAAACUUUGUUCUGUCUGAUUUAGUUUUUAUUGUCUCUAAAGCAUUUUAUUAAACUAUUGUGAAGCUG